AUGAUCGCCGCCACUGUAUUUGGUACGCCAUAUCGAGUGGCCACCAUCACAGGUACUGAUUAUAGUGUAGCUUUCCCUGGUGCUAAUCUCGGCGUCGCCGAUAUAUCAGUUUUCCUGGAUCUUCUUACUAUAAUGUAUUUCUCGGUCUACACCCCUCUGAGGAUCCGCCGUCUUUUCCCCGUUGCUGUGGCCAUCAACAUCAUCUACGCUGGAAUAUCAAUUGGACUCGGAGUCCCGUCAUACGACGCCAACGCGGACGUCGUGCCAGCGUCCACAACAGAGAACUGGUUUGCUGUGUCGCUGACUCUAAUGGUGAUUCUGAGCUCUAUUCUCGGCUUGACGGGAAAGUAUCGUCUUGAACUCUUCCAAAGGACCAAUUUCCUCCAUUUGGAGGUUUCACAGCGGAGAAUAGAUGUACUCGAGAGGACCAUAGUAGCGUUCGACAGUUCUAAUAACAAGGCAACAAGAGUUACUCAGAUGCAGCUAACGCACAAGAGGUUGUUGUUGAUGGAAAAGCUGAUAUUCCGGGCAAGAUCGACGGGCUUAAGUGGUCUUAAUGUCCAUAACGGACAGCUGGCAAGCGACUUGGACCACGCACUAUCCUUGGUGAGGAAGUCAGAGAAGUCUCUUUUUGUAUUAGACUUCCAGAAGGAGGUUCUAAUGGAAGGUAUGUCGUCGCAUCAGCAGCAGAGGUUGGCGUCUGGAGAGACUCCUAGGUCGGGCGAGUCGGGUAGUCGUGGAGGUCAUGGUGGCCCAGCAGCAUCAUUGUUGUAUUGCUCGGCACUCUAUACUCCUAUGUCUAGCGUGGCACAGGGCUCAAGGGCAUCAGCAGCAGCAGCGGCAGCACGGUACGGUUUAGGUGGUAGCGCCUCGUCGGUUGCUGUAAUGCCCGGUGGUGAAUAUACUACUGUGUGUUUUGUUGAUGAUUAUGAAGAACUACUGACUAGAGUUGGCCAUGACUUUACCUUGGAUGUUGAGGAGCUGUGGACCUCUCAUCAAGAAAGUCGGCGGAAUCCUGAGUGUGUGUUGGCUCUGUACAUGGCAGUGGCACGAGCCUGUUUCCCAGAUGACCAAGCUAACCGAAUACUCAAUAUUGGUUCGGAAAGCCACGAUGGUAUCCGAUGCCCAGUGUAUGAGAGGUUCCUCUCGGAGCUGUGUAGUCGGUAUCUAUUAUCAGUACCAUAUCAUAAUGCUGUCCAUGCUGCACAAGUAACCCAUCACUGCGCUGCUAUCAUCAACUCGCUGGGCAUUCGUUCGAGAUUGUCCGAUCUCGAUUGGGCGUCGUUGAUUAUCGCUUGUCUGAGCCAUGAUGUUGGCCAUUUCGGUCACACCAACAAGUUCUUAAUAGAAACACGGCAUCCUCUGGCCCUACGGUACAACGACCGUUCUGUUAUGGAGAACUACCAUGCGGCUACUAUGUUUGAUAUGCUUAAAGAGAGCGAGGACUGGGAUAUCUCCCGAGGCCUCUCUAGGUCCGAAUUGAAGCGUUUCCGAAGUCAAAUCGUGGCAUUGAUAUUGAGCACUGACAUAGAAGCACUCCCAAAGCUCGCAGACCAGAUAAAGGUAUGUCGCUGCUCAAGUGUAGAUAUGCUGACAGCAGACUCACGACUCAUCCGAGGGCUCAGCAUAUCCAUGGCGGACUGCGGCCAUGUUUGGCUCACUUGGGAUUUGCACUAUAAAUGGGCAGUGAGGCUGUGCGCCGAAUUCGCGGCUGAGGCGCGCGAAUUAGCGAAAGUGAACAGGCAAGUAACAGCGCCGCCGUGGUCGGACAGCUCGCCGGCAUCAAAUGUAGACCCGUCACCGCGCACACAAAUCUCCUUCAUCGAACGAUGGCCAAUUGUGAUGAUUGAAGCACUUGAGAGUCUCAUUGGGAUCGACGAGACUGGAUUCUCUAGUACGGCUUGUGAAUGGUCGAAGGCUGUAAGGCGAGCAAUACGUGACAAUGUUUCACACUGGAAGGAGAGUGAAGCAAGUGAGGAGGAGGAGGUUGUUCGAACGACCGUAGGCGUGGUGGAUACGGAUGCAGCAGUGGGCAGAGUAGCGGCACCAGAGGCUAAGGUGGAAUCGGCGACAGUCAAGAGCGAUGGUCGCGAUAAUCGGCGUGUCCCGAGUUGUGAUGAUGAUGAUGAUGAUGAUGAUGAUGUCCCUAUGAUGAGCUAUCGAGAUAUGUACGGCAGUGGAAGCGCUGUGGGGAGAUCGGCUAACAGGUCUAGUGCCGAUGAUGAGCCACCAAUGCUGAGUUACUCGGCUCUCUAUAACACUGAUGGAACCAGCUUUCCGCCUGCUACCAGCUGUCGGUUGGGGAGCUCAAGUUCCGGAUCGGAAAUAGCAUCGAGUGAGCAGCCUCAAGGGAAUAGCCAACAACUAGCAUUGCAGCGUGGCCAGCAGAACAGUGAUGACGAUGAAGAUCCACCGAUGAUGAGUUACAGCGAUCUUUAUGGCUCUGCUGCUGCUGGAACACGGAAUGCCGACAUGGACGAUCCUGAUGAGCCUCCUAUGCUCAGCUAUGGCGAUUUGUACAGUAGGUUAGGUGGAAUGCAAGGCUCGAGGACCGAUCCGUCACAGCCAUCAUCGGGAGCCGAUAGUGCUUAACAACCGCUGCAAUUGUAGAGGGUUACUCGCUGCCUUUAUUGAUUCCUACGACGUUAUCAUUGUACACGUACUCGCACAGUAAUGCACGAUUU
Molecule: messenger RNA, 2684 nt
Organism: Perkinsus marinus ATCC 50983
Lineage: Eukaryota; Perkinsozoa; Perkinsida; Perkinsidae
Product: cyclic nucleotide phosphodiesterase, putative
Exons: 24
Coding region: 1-2592 (863 amino acids)
Biological process (GO): signal transduction
Molecular function (GO): 3',5'-cyclic-nucleotide phosphodiesterase activity
Source: RefSeq, a predicted model, not a curated record